CUGUGGAGUGCACGAAAAGCUUUGCACAGAUAAUUGACAGUAAACUGCACGAAAAGCGCCGAUCUCGAUGUUGACAGUUUGGGAGGCGUAAACAAACGGAGCCGGAGUAAAAAUUCGCUACAGGCAUGGAUCAACGAUUGCCGCAACCAUUGGACUGCUCAAACUUGGCCAGGGAGUGGCCUAAAUGGAAACAGCAGUUCUACAUCUAUAUGAUCGCCAGUAACAAAAACGCGGAUGUGGAGCGCAAUAAAAUUGCAACUUUCUUGUGGCUCAUUGGCGAGCGCGGAGUGGAAAUAUACAACACACUGUUUCCAAACUCUGGCGAUGUUGACAGUAUGUUUGGAGUGGCGACCGCUAGUAAUGUUGCUGCUGGGGCUGGAGCUGCUGCUGUGGGUGCUGCUGGAGGUGCGUCUGCUGCUGGUAUUUCAACAGGAAAUGUGAGUGCGGCUGGAAGUGGUGGGCAAAAUGUACAACGUACGCUGGCGAAUGUUAUCACAGCGUUCGACGCCUACUGCCUUCCGCGGAAGAAUGUUGCCAUGGAGGCAUUCAAGUUCAAUAUGAUAGUCCAGAAAGAAAAGCAGACGUUUGCGGAUUUUGAAACAGCACUCCGAACUCAACUUGCGUACUGUGAAUUCGAAUGCUCUGCAUGUCAUGCGUCGUAUGCUGAUCGAAUGCUACGUGAUCGGAUCAUUAUUGGCGUUCAGGACAAGAAGCUUCAACUGAAGUUACUGGACGGGAAGGACGAACCUUUGCGAAACGUGGUGGAGACAUGCAAGAUAUAUGAAGCGGCGGCUGAGAACAAGCAAAUUCUGGAUAACAAGGGACACAGUGAACUGCACGUCGUUGUGGAAGAACAAGUAAAGGAAGAAAAGGAAGCGGUGACAGUCAUCAAGAGUGCGGCAUGUUACAACUGCGGUCAGAGUUACAACGAAAGACAUCGCCUUGUCUGUCCGGCGAGGAACGUGAACUGCGACGCCUGUGGACGACGCGGUCAUUUCAAACGAUGCUGUAGAAUGACGAAAACAGAACGAGGAGGAAACCGAGACGUCCGUAAACUGGUCGACAAGCGUAAGCCGAGCAAAGAGCUUGUGCAUACUCUCAACUGGCGUGAAUCAGAAUGAGUUCGAAUUGUGGCAUCGCUAGAGUAUCACGCGUCAGGUGGACAAAGCGGUAUUUGGUUGAAGACUACCCAGUGGAUUUUAAGCUGGACACAGGAGCUGAUGUGAAUUGUAUUCCGAUGAAGUGCGUGAAACGGUUGAAUGUCCCCUUCGUGAAUGAUGCCUCUGUGCCUAAUGUCGUUGAUUAUAGUUCGAAUAAAGUAAAUAUCCUUGGUCGUAUUUCUCUACCUUGUGUUGAUCCUGAUAAGAACGUUUCUCACACUGCAAGCUUUUUGGUGGUUGAUGAUUCUUUUGAACCCAUACUGGGUCUUGAGACAUGCGUGGCUUUUGGUUUGAUCGAGCGUCUGAACGCAGUUAGGUUUUUUGCAGAGCUCCCCGAAAGUAAAACAGAGUUUGUGCAGCAAAAUGAAACAGUUUUUGAAGGUCUUGGUAAAUUUCCAGGAACAUGCUCCAUUGUCCUAAAAGAAAACUCGGUACCAACACUGCACUACAAGAAACGAAUCCCCAUGAGUCUUCACGAGCGUUUGAAGGUUGAACUAACGUCUAUGGUUGAACAAGAAGUCAUUUGUCCAGUGGAUUAUCCGACAGAUUGGGUUAACAAUAUGCAAAUCGUUGAAAAGCCAAACGGUUCUCUUCGGAUCUGUCUUGAUCCAAAACCGCUAAACGCUUGCAUUAAAAGGGAACACUUUUUGAUUCCGAAAAUCGAAGAUAUACUCAGCCGCUUGAAUGGAAAGCAGGUUUUCACGGUAUUGGAUCUACGUAAUGGUUUUUGGCAGAUGGAACUAGAUUCUCAAAGCUCAGAUUUGACUACAUUCAUGACUCCGUUCGGUCGUUUUCGUUGGAGGCGGGUUCCAUUUGGCAUCAGCAGCGCGCCUGAGAUGUUCCAAAAACGAAUGGUUCAGUUGUUUGGGGAUAUUGAGGGUGUCGAAGUAUACUUUGAUGAUAUGUUAAUUGCGGGAAAGGAUUUCAAAGAACACGAUGAAAUCUUGUCGAAAGUUCUUCAGCGAGCUCGGGAUAACAACAUUAGGUUCAAUCCAUCAAAAAUUCAGUAUCGCACAAAUGAAGUUAAAUUUAUGGGCCACAUUACAUCCAACGGUACAGUUUCGCCAGAUUCGGCGUACAUACAAGCAAUUAUCGACAUGCCUAAGCCUUGUUGUAAAUCAGAUGUUCUCCGUAUCCUCGGGCUUUUGAAAUACCUAAGCAAGUUUAUCCCGAAUUUCUCACAGCGCACUGCGAACCUGCGUAACCUAACCAGAAAUGAUGUUGAGUGGAAUUGGACGAAUGAUCACGAUCAUGAGCUAAAUGAUCUUCUCGUUUCCAUAACAAAAUCACCUGUCUUGACACUAUUUGAUGCCAAUAAGGAAGUCGUUGUACAAACCGAUAGCUCAAAGGAUGGUCUGGGUAGCGUCAUUAUGCAAGAUGGGAAACCAAUCGCGUUCGCGUCUCGAACGUUGUCUAAAAGUGAACAGAAAUGGGCUCAAAUCGAGAAAGAGUUGUUAGCCAUAGUCUUUGCUUGUGAGAAGUUUCAUCACUAUUUGCAUGGCCGUCGAUUUGUAGUACAAUCAGACCAUAAGCCAUUGGAGGCUCUAGUGAAAAGGGAUAUAGAUGACGUAACCCCUCGACUUCAGCGUAUGUUUUUGCAUCUGCUGAAAUAUCCGGGCAUGGAAGUAGUUUACACUCCGGGGAAAAACUUGCUUGUUGCUGACUGUCUAUCCAGGGCGCCUCUUCCAGAUGAUGCUGAUUUUUGCGAAGAAUUAAGCGGCAUGAUUCACACGGUCUCUCAACAGGUAUGUUUCUCGGCUGAUAAUUACCAUUAUUAUGUCGAGAAAUUUGACAGUGACGAAAGGUACCGUCGUAUUGCAUAUUAUGUAGAAAAUGGGUGGCCUGCCUAUCAUCAACUAGACGACUUGGGCCAGCUUUUCUAUAAGCACCGGGACUUGCUACACUAUGAAAAUGGGUUACUAUUCAAGGAACAUCGGUUGGUCAUCCCUACUGUGAUGCAGAAGUGCAUUUCUAACUGGCUGCAUGCGCCGCAUUUGGGUAUUGAAAAAACACUAGCUCGAGCUCGAUCGCAGUUUUUCUGGCCAGGUAUGACAGCUGAUUUGACUGAACUUGUUAAAAGUUGUCGCAUAUGUGAAAAGUUCACAAGGAAUUUGCAGAAGGAGUCCUUAGUUCAACCAUCGCUGCCAGAGUAUCCAUUUCAUCGCAUAGGAGUAGACCUGUAUGAAUAUGGGGGACGUGAUUAUGUGGCUAUUAUUGAUGCGUACUCCGGGUAUGUAUUUUCCGAAAAGCUUCGUGAAAAAUCUGCUCCACAUGUUAUUGAGGUUCUCGAUCGCAUCUUUUGCACGUAUGGUUAUCCGACUCAGGUUCGCUGUGACAAUGUCCCAUUCAAUUCUGCCGCAUUUGACUUGUAUGCGAAUAAGUGCAAUAUCGAGUUCAAAUUCUCUAGUCCUCGGUAUCCUCAGAGUAACGGAUUGGCAGAGAAAGGUGUUGCUAUUGUCAAAAACAUUCUAAAACGUUGCCUUGAGCUAGGAGAGGUUGGACUGUUUCAAUAUCGUUUAUUGGAAUACAAUACUACUCCUGUUUCGAGCAUGGGUCUUUCUCCAGCGCAAUUGUUCUUUGGUCGGCAACUCAAAUCUCGUCUUCCAAUAGCAAAGGGAUUGCUUGUUCAUGCUGGCUUCAACAACAAAGAGAUUAGGAGUAAGCUAGUCAAUAAGCGUUCAAAGCAAAAAUACUACUAUGACAGAUCGUCAAGAGAUGUACCAGCGUUGAACAGGGGUGAAAAGGUGUUAUUCAAGAAGAACGGUAAGGAGUGGCAUUAUGGUGAAAUCGUACGAAAUGCCAAUGAAAGAUCGUAUGUGCUGAAGGAUUCUUUCGGUAAUCACUUCCAUCGCAAUCGACGUUUCAUCACUCGAACGACAAAUGAAGGUUUUAAUCCAAGCGACGUUUUGUACGAAGAAGAUGCACACAAAUCGGGAAGUUAUUCUAAAAAUCAACCUUUUCCUGUGCGGGUAGAUCCAGCAACUCCUGUGUCCCAGCAAAAUGAGGCAAGCACUCCCCCUCGUUGUAUUCCACCACAUGAACCCAUUUUGUCAGAUUGUGAAUCUUCUGAUUCAUCGUGCUAUCAUGACACUCGUCAGGAUAGCUUCGCAAGCGAUUCUGAUGUUGAUGUCUCGGACGCCUCUUAUCCAAUAGAUGGCAACCAAUCCGCCUGUUCACAAACGCGUGAUACUUCUCAGAGGUUUUAUCAAACUCGAAGCGGUAGAACUGUUCGACCACCGCGUAGAUAUGAUUAGUUAGGAUUCCUAUCCCAAAAAUCCUUUCCUAUAAUUUUUGUAUCCAACUAACCCCGAGUCGCCGCGGGUGUUCGGCUACCACGUAACAUAGUGUUAGGAAAAUUUUGAAUAAUGAUUAUAUAAAUAAUGCUGAAUAAUUAAAAAAAAAAAGAAGAAAGCGUGUAACGAGAUUGAAUAACUGGCAACAUUGUCACAUCUGGUGAAGUCUCCCUUCUGGAGCUUUAGUUAGUUCGUGCUAGGCAGUAAGCCAAGAAGGUUGUACAAAUAAAUUACUUCGUGUAACCGCUAAAUUCCGUGUUUUAUUCGUACGGUUGUACCACUUCUUACACUAGGUAUGCAGAUGAAGCAAUGUUUGAAUGAAUGAGAAUAUCACUCUGUAUAUGUACAUGUUCAGUCCAUGCAGGUGCAACAAAAAGUCUUGCGAACUAUCAUACAGUCGCCUCAUACGUAGCAUGUUAGCAGCAAUACAUUUGAUUAUCAAUUGGCUAUGAAUGGUUAUUGGCUCUCUGAUAUCAUAUAUUUUCAAUAAUUCAGCCCUUGCAUAAACAUCGUUUAGCCAAAUUUGGACGCUGAACUGAUUUGUGAACUUUGUUUUCAAAGUCAUUUGAUUUGGUGUGUGUGUAAUUGUUCAUUUCUAAUUUACAGCAGUGCAUAACUUUGGGGAUUGAUUUUUGGAUCUGUUUUCUGUUUUCUGUAGAAUUAAAUUCGUACCAAUGGAAGGCGAAGGUAGCAUUUGCGUCGAGUGCAAAAAGGUCGAAAAAGAUGCCAGCAAAAUGAUAGCAUGCAUGUAUUGUCUUACUGAGGCGCAUUUCAAAUGCCGUUAAUUGCUUUGUCAAGCGGUGUGACGUUUGAAAGAUAAAAUGUACUUUUGUUCACACAACUGUUCUAGCAUAUACCAACGAAUCACUGAAAUGCAAAAUCAUAAGUCUUCCAUAGUUGAAGCGCUUGCGGCGGAGCUUAAAGGGGCGGUUUCCAGUGCUGUCUCCAAAGAGAUGAAAACUGUUAGGACUGACGUACAUCAGAUCACAACUGCGAUAGAGAGAUCACAACAGUUUUUGUCCGACAAGUUUGAGUCUAUAGUAAUAGAUUUUCAAGAGCUAAAAAAGGAAAAUGAGGGUUUGAAGCAGGAAAUCAAUAGACUGAAGCAUACGCAACAUACAUUGUCAACUACCGUUCACAAACUCGAACACACAGUAGACAAAAGUGCUCGUCAAGCAAAUUGUAAUAACGCUGUAGUUCUCGGGGUUCCAUUCUGUCCUGGGAAAGAUACACUAGAAAUCACUCGUAACAUUAUUGAAUGCUAUGGUUCGAAUGUCGGCACUGAUACAAUUGUGUCAGCCGAUAGGCUUGGUGGGAAAAACAAACCCAAAAAUGCACUCAUCCCUAUUCGCGUCUCGUUCAAGGACGGUAAUUCGAAAGGAACGGUGUUUAGUAAAAAGAAGGAAUACGGAAAAUUACUUUCUUCUGCGGUCGAUAGUAGCUAUUUUGUGAAUGGUAAACCAACUUCGAUUACAAUCCGUGAUGAGUUGACUCCGUUGUCAUUAGAGUUGUUAAGUCAAAUGCGCGAAUAUCAAGAAAAACUUAAAAUCAAGUAUGUGUGGACUAGCAGAGGUGGUAAUGUUUUAGUUAAAAAGACUGAGCACUCAAAACCGGAAAUGAUUAAAACAAGGGAUGAUUUGUGUUUUAGAGUGUGAAAUAAUACGACUGCUCUGUACAGGUAGUAACGGAUAACUGGUGUAUUCAAUUCAAAUGACUACUACGAUUAAUACUACAACAUCUCCUCCUCUAUGAUUGUUAACACUCCCGGCCCCAAGAUCAAAAAUUUGUUGUAACUAAAUUUUUAAUUGGCUAUAUCUCAGCAAUGGCUCAACCGAUUUUCAAAAUUUUUUAUCAAUCUCAUGUCCGAAUCCUAAAACUUCAGAUGAUUGAACAGAAAUUAUUCUAGGGGUGCUCAAAAUUCCUCUAGAACAGUGCAACCGAUACAAAUUUUUUUCGACAUGCUUAUUUAAUUGUAAACGAGCAAAAUAUUUCAGUAAACAUCAUAAAUCUGCGUGGUUCACAUGAAUAUAGUAUAAAAUAGCUGGAUGCAUAUCGUAAAUACAAUUGAAAAAUAUUUUGAACAUCCCUAGCGCUCUCGGCAGUGGCUAGUUGUAAAUAAAUUUUCUAUUGACUAUAUCUCAGCAACGGCUCAACCGAUUUUCAAAAUUCUUUUACCAAUCUCUUCUCCGAAUCCUAAAGUUUCAGUUAAUUGAACAGAAAUUAUUUUAGGGGUGUUCAAAUUUCCUCUAGAACCGUGCAACCGAUAUAUAUAUUUUUAAAUGUUUACCUAAUUGGAAGCGGUCUGAAAAUUACUGUACGCAUAAUGGAUGUGCGUGGUAUAGUAUAAGAUAAAAUAUUUUGAACAUCCCUAGUGCUCCCGGCACAGUGGCUAGUUGUAAUUAAAUUUUCAAUUGACUAUAUCUCAGCAACGGCUCAACCGAUUUUCAAAAUUCUUUUACCAAUCUCUUCUCCGAAUCCUAAAGUUUCAGAUAAUUGAACAUAAAUUUUUCUAGGGGUGUUCAAAUUUCCUCUAGAACAGUGCAACCGAUAUAAUUUUUUUUUUUCAAAAUGUUUACCUAAUAGGAAGGGGUCUGAAAAUUACUGUACGCAUAAUGGAUGUGUGGGGUACAGUAUAAGAUAAAAUAUUUUGAACAUUCCUAGUGCUCCCAGCACGAUGAUCGAAAAUUUGUUGAAACUAAAUUUUAAAUCAGCUAUAUCUCAGCGAUGACUUAACCGAUUUUCAAAAUUAUUUUCCUUACAUGUUGUCCUAAUCUUCUAGUUUCAGAUAAUUGAAUAAAAAAUAUUCUAGGGGUGGUCCAAUUUUUUCCAUAUCAGUGCAGAAGAUACGAUAUUUUUCAGCCAUUUUUUCUUCAUUGAGGACGUUUAAAAUAUUUCCUUGAACAUCAUAAACCUACAUUAUUCAAACGAGAAUAGUAUAAGAUCUAUCUGGAUACAUGCA
This is a messenger RNA of Aedes albopictus (Asian tiger mosquito), 7412 nucleotides long. RefSeq lists its product as uncharacterized. Gene Ontology annotation, molecular function: nucleic acid binding. The record is from RefSeq and is a predicted model, not a curated record. The transcript is spliced from 2 exons. The coding region runs from base 1118 to 4414 and encodes 1098 amino acids. NCBI's taxonomy places the organism in Eukaryota, Metazoa, Arthropoda, Insecta, Diptera, Culicidae. Gene Ontology annotation, biological process: DNA integration.